GAAGCCGGGAGCGAUCAGUCGUGAACGAGCGAGCAUUGAAAUAUCUCGACAGAAUUUGCGAAAGCAAAAACUAAUAAGAGUGAGCGAGAAGAUAAGUCGUUGACGAAACAAUUUAAGAAUUUACAAAGAAAAACCAAACAUCGAAAAAUCAUCAUGUCUCUCAUUCCGUUGUUGUACUCGAACUGGUGGGAAGAUCUCGAACAUCCGCACAGUUUAUUGGACCAGCAUUUUGGACAUGGAAUCUAUCCGGACAAUUCGACUUAUACACAUCGAAGACAUCACCCAUCAUCGUACUUGAGUUUGCUGGCUCCAAGGUCGACGUCGGGGUUGACAUCGAGAUGCCCGGCCACAAGCAUGUACAUUCGACCUUGGGCAGAUUUGUUGCGUCAAGACCAAGGCGGAGUAUCGACCGUGAAAGCUGACAAAGAUUCGUUCCAAGUUUCUCUGGACGUUCAACAAUUUGCACCGGAGGAAAUCGAUGUUAAAGUGGUCGACAAGAUGAUCGUGGUCGAGGGUAAACACGAAGAGAAGCAGGACGAACAUGGGUGGAUCUCGCGACAAUUCUCACGACGCUACAUCGUACCCGAGCAGUGCGACAUCGAUCAGGUCGUCUCGAAACUCUCAUCCGACGGUGUUCUCUCGAUCACGGUACCGCGCAAAGAACUUCCCAAGGUCACCAACGAGAGGUCCAUCAAAAUCGAGCACACUGGAAAACCAGCGGUUCGUGAAAACGGUGAAGUCAAAUCUGUUAAAAACUCGGAAGCUGCCAAAGAAGCCGAGAAAUAAAAGUCUGAUUAUUUCCUAACAUUAUACUACUUUAAAUAUCUUCGUAUAAUACCUCGCUGACGCUUUUUUCACUAUUUCGACGAAACCUUAUAUUCAUGUUGACUCACUAUCUUAGAUUCAAUGUCAUUGCAUUUAUUAGAAACAAAAAUUAUCGAUUUAGCGAGCAUAAGAUGUCGAAACUUGUCUUUCUUUGUAUGUAAUAUGACGAAAAUAAAAUAAAAUUAUAAACAACGUAAAA
Messenger RNA from Venturia canescens, 1024 nucleotides. RefSeq names its product protein lethal(2)essential for life-like. Gene Ontology annotation, cellular component: cytoplasm; nucleus. The coding region runs from base 154 to 786 and encodes 210 amino acids. NCBI's taxonomy places the organism in Eukaryota, Metazoa, Arthropoda, Insecta, Hymenoptera, Ichneumonidae. The transcript has a single exon. Gene Ontology annotation, biological process: response to heat; protein refolding. The record is from RefSeq and is a predicted model, not a curated record.